Messenger RNA from Esox lucius (northern pike), 4678 nucleotides. It is a transcript of the gene cntn1b, whose product is annotated as contactin 1b. The record is from RefSeq and is a predicted model, not a curated record. Gene Ontology annotation, biological process: brain development; cell-cell adhesion. Bases 472 to 3594 code for a protein of 1040 amino acids. Lineage: Eukaryota; Metazoa; Chordata; Actinopteri; Esociformes; Esocidae. The transcript has 23 exons. Gene Ontology annotation, molecular function: cell-cell adhesion mediator activity.
CUCCGUAGUUUGGUCAUUAAAACACCUGCUGUUGGAGCAGGACACAUUGGAACAGUAAAAUCACCCUCAGAAACGGAAUGAUCACAGAUUGGAACAGGAAAAUCCAAUGUAGGUGUAUCUCAGAAACAAACUUGCCACUACAAAAAACAUAUUCAGAAAGAAACGAGCAGCCUCGUAAUGUUGAACAGCGGCAAACGUCGAUUUGCUUCACGGACGCAGAUGCCGCGCAGUUUACGCAAAGACGCCAUCCACCCAGCAUGCUCCUCGUCACCGGCUCUCCUCCAAUGGAAAAGUUCAGACGCACGCGGGUGACGCGCCUCUUCUCUCGUGCUAGGUUAUGGGACAAUGCGGUUCUGAUCCAGGUGGGCAGGCUAUGCGGAGAUUCUGAAAUAUCCUUACGUUCCCUCUCACAGCUCAUGUCCUGUCCUUCAUAGACCUUCCUUCUGUCUGGGACACAGUCAGUAGACUGUCAUGGAUACCGCUGUCCUGGUCCUGCUUCUGUUGUCAUCCUCAAUAUCCCACACUGUGGCAAUUUUGUUUGGUGAGCCCAAAAUCUUCGGAGAUGACGCUACUGGCUAUGGUCCAGUCUUUGAAGAGGAGCCUCUGGACAUCGUAUACACCAAAGAGUCCCCUGACAAACGCAUCUCUAUGAACUGUAGAGCGCGGGGCAACCCUGCUCCAACGUAUAGGUGGAGGCGUGACAACUGGGAGAUCAAGCUGCUGGAGCUGCCUACUGACCACUACAGCCUGGUGGGCGGGAACCUCAUCAUCAACAACCCUGACGAGAAGAAACACGCCGGGACGUACGUCUGCGUCGCCAAAAACAUCUACGGCACCGUCAUCAGCAAGGAGGCCAAGGUCAAGUUUGGAUUCUUGGAGGAGUUCCCAGAUGAAGAAAGGGACCCAGUUACUGUGAAACAGGGCCAGGGGGCUGUGCUGAUCUGUGACCCUCCGAAGCGUUGGCCAUAUGAGGUAACCUUCCAGUGGAUCUUCAACGAGUUUCCGCGCUUCCUUCACCCAGAUAAGCGCCGCUUCGUCUCUCAGAGCACUGGGAAUCUGUACAUCUCCAAGGUGGAGGAGUCUGAUGCGGGGAACUACUCCUGCUAUGUGUUCAACCCACAGAUCGGCAAGGGGGUCUACUCCAAGUUCAUCUCCCUGAUCCCCAUAGAGGAGUUACCAGAGAGGAAGUACAAGUCGGAUCUUGUGGUGAAGUUCCCCGACACCACAGCCAUGCUCAACUACAAUGUCACGCUGGAGUGCUUCGCUCUGGGCAACCCCGCCCCUCACAUCGUGUGGCGGAAGAUUGGUGCCACCGACCUUCCUGCUAGCGCGGAGGUCAGCAUGGGCGGGGCCCUGCUCCACCUCUACAACGUCCAGUACGAGGACGCUUCGGGCUACGAGUGUGAGGCCAUCAACCAGAAGUGGCAGGACUGGCAUCAGGCGUGGCUGUAUGUAGAGGCUGCUCCUGAGUGGGCUGUGACCAUCAACAAUACCCAGAAGGAUGUUGGUUCUGAACAUACCAUGUCCUGUGUGGCCAAUGGGAAACCCACCCCCUACAUCCGAUGGCUCAAGGACGGCUUCUCGUAUGGCAAAGGUGAGCUGAAGUUCUCCAGUCUGACGUUCGACGACUCCGGGAUGUACCAGUGUAUCGCUGAGAACUACUGGGGCAUCAUCUACGCCAGCGCCGAGCUACGUGUCAUUGCUUGUGCCCCGACGUUUGAGUUCAACCCGGUGAAGAAGUACCUUCUGGGAGCUAACAACGGCCGUGUGGUUAUAGAGUGCAAGCCCCGAGCCGCGCCCAGACCCAAAUUCACCUGGACCAAAGGAAAGGAGGUGCUCUUUAACAACUCACGCAUAUCCAUAAUGUUUGAUGGGAGUUUGGAGAUCCUGAAUGCUACGAGGAAUGAUGAGGGGCUCUACACCUGCUUCGCCGAGAAUGACAAAGGCAAGGCCAACAGCUCAGGGAUUCUCACCAUCACAGAGGCAACCCAGAUCACCGUGGCCCCUGAGGACACAGUAGCGAUGGUUGGAGACGAGGUGCGUCUGCAGUGUCAGGCGUCCUACGACCCCAGCCUGGACGUGACCUUCAUCUGGUCCCUGGACUUCAGGGUCAUCGACCUCUACCUGGAGUGGAAGCAUUACCAGCGCGUCAUGGACCAGGAGAAUAGCGGAGAGCUGAAAAUCAUGAACGUCCAGAUUGCACAUGAGGGACGCUACACCUGCACAGCCCAGACUGUCGUGGACAAUGUCACCGCGUCAGCAGACCUCAAGGUCAAAGGCCGCCCCGGUCCUCCAGGUGGGGUGAGGGUGGAGGAGAUCAGGGACACAUCCGUGAAACUGGUGUGGAACCGAGGGGCGGACCAUGGCAACCCCGUCCUCGGCUACACCAUCCAGACCAGGGAUUUCUACGCCCUGACUAAGGACGACUGGAGAGUGGCCUCCACCUCCCCCACGGCGCUGAAUGGCAUGGCAGUGAUGGCCGACGUGGUGGACCUGUACCCCUGGAUGCAGUAUGAGUUCCGGGUCUAUGCCACUAACGAGUUUGGAGACGGGGAGGCCAGCGUCCCCUCGAUCAAGAUCAAAACCUGGGACGCAGUGCCUGUGGUGGCCCCAACCAACGUGGGAGGAUACGGGGGCAAGGACGGGGAACUUGUCGUGACAUGGACGCCAGUGAAGCCGCAGUUCUUCUACGGUAAGAAGUUUGGCUACGUUGUGGCCUUCAAGCCUCACGACGGGUCCGACUGGUGGUACGAGACCAUCUCCGACCCUGAGACGCGACGCUACGUACACCGAGAUUCCUCUUUUGGGGUCACGUCGGACGACUUCCAGGUCAGGGAGUUCCAGGUCAAAGUAAAGACGUUUAACAUCAAAGGAGACGGGCCCUACAGCCUGACCACCACCGUCUACUACCCUCGAGAUGUCCCCUCAGAGUCUCCUACAGACGUUUAUGCCCGGCCAGUGUCAUCCCAUGAGGCCCUGGUUUGGUGGCUGCCGGUGAUGGACACCGGUACUGGCCUUCAGCAGUACAUAGAUGGAUACCAGGUUAAAUACUGGAGGAAGUACGAUGACACAGAACCGGGGGCCAAUCGGAUUUUUGUGCCGGCCACGGCGAACCAGACCAGGCUUGAGAACAUGCGUCCAGACUCCCACUACCUGAUAGAGGUCAGAGCGUAUAACGGGGCUGGCGUUGGCCCACCCAGCGAACACUGCGAGAUGUUCACCAAGAGAGCCCCUCCCAGUGUGGCACCUCGGAUGUGGCGUUAUAUCAGCUGGACGGGCAAGUGGCUCUAUGUCUGGUGGGAUCACAUCCCCUACAACUGGUUUGGCAACGAGUCUUUCCCAUUAUACUACAAGGUGAUGUUCAGGAAGACUGGCUACAUCACAGGGCCAAUCUACAUGACAGGGUGGCACUUCAUGGACUUCCCAAUGCCCCAGGUGGGGGACUAUGAGCUGGAGGUCAGAGGUCGCUAUGAGGGAGGAGACGGCCCCAUCAGGAAGAUCCGACUUCAGGGUAAGGCGUCUUUCCUGAGGCCGACUCUCAACUUGGCCGCCGUCCUGCUCCUGGCCCUUUGCAUUAUGGGAUUGGAGACAUAAUGACCCAGGCCGUGACUUGGGUGAAAUGUACUCUGGGAGGUUUGGCCGACACAACUUUCACAAGGACUUCCUAUAUGACCGCAUGAACCAACCAUAUUUCCUCACCGCGGGUCUGAUUCAGAGUUCAGAUAAGUUGACGUGGGCGUGGAGCCUAGACAACAUGGAGCCUAGACGACAUGGAGCCUAGAUGACAUGGAGCCUAGACAACAUGGAGCCUAGACGACAUAUUACAUGUGCCCCAUUCAAAAUGGUCUGACCGAAACAUGUCUUGCGCCAAGUUAACUCAAGUCUGAAUCAGGCCCUUAGUUAUUGAACAUGCACUGAAAGUACCGAACGGGUAUUCAAAGGAAUAGAUUUUUCAAUAUGCCUUAGGAAUCAUAUUGUACUCUCUUUCCAAUACAUGGUACCAUCAGACAGGAAAGUAUACGACACCAUCUGACUCUAAUGAACCAUUGUACUCUAUGAAGUUUGUAACAUGUAAGAAAAUGGUCAAAAUAAGAUUGUAUGUAGACAGGAUGCCGACUACUCUAACCUCUUUGUCCUUACGGACCUCAUCACGGAUGUUUCUCUUUCCGCAAUGUUUGUUAGUCCAAAAUCAGGCACUAGACUAGCAGUCUGCAUUCUUUAUGUUUGAUUGAUCAGUGAUUCCUUUUUACGUUUCUGUAAUGGUGCUGUCGGUGUGAAAACUGUAGAUAUCUUGUUUACGUUACAAAUUUCCUAUUUAAUUUUUCUCUUCAGAAUUGUAUAAGCACUCAGAAAGCUCAUGAAUAUCGCUAUAACCAACUCUACAGUGAUAACCAACUUUCAAUGCUAGUCCUUCUAACGCUGUACCAUAUCACAUGCUAAAUGGCUUCAUAUUUACAGAGAUCUGUUUUCUAGAUGCGCAAAGUAAGCCAUAACGCUUCGACAAUGUCCUGACUGAAUUUUAGGACUGACGAACACAGAAUGUUUUAACUGAAUGGUAACGAGAAAUCAGGGUUGUAGAAUAUUGAUGUCUGGCUGUUCAUUCUGUUUUCUAUUGUCCAUUUGUUUUGCUGUGUGUGUGACUAUGGUGCUGCCAACUCAUUAAAUUCAUAUUAACACA